This is a messenger RNA of Tarenaya hassleriana, 713 nucleotides long. Its product is annotated as probable histone H2A variant 3. Gene Ontology annotation, cellular component: nucleosome. The record is from RefSeq and is a predicted model, not a curated record. Lineage: Eukaryota; Viridiplantae; Streptophyta; Magnoliopsida; Brassicales; Cleomaceae. The coding region runs from base 120 to 530 and encodes 136 amino acids. Gene Ontology annotation, molecular function: structural constituent of chromatin; protein heterodimerization activity; DNA binding. The transcript has 2 exons.
UCUCAUCCCAUCGACAAGCUUGAGUUUGUUCAUAAUCUCAGAUCGUCUCCUUCCAAGUUCGAAAUUCUCUCUUUCUCAAUAUCGUUGGGUCUGAGAUUUUCAUUUGGGGUUCCGUCACAAUGUCGGGAAAAGGAGCCAAGGGAUUGAUCAUGGGGAAAUCUCCGGCGGGAAGCAAGGAUAAAGACAAGGACAAAAAGAAACCUAUUUCCCGCUCCUCACGCGCCGGUCUCCAGUUCCCUGUUGGCCGUGUUCAUCGUCUACUUAAAACAAGGGUCAGCGCCAACGGUAGGGUAGGCGCUACAGCAGCUGUGUACACGGCCGCAAUUCUAGAGUACUUGACCGCUGAAGUUCUAGAAUUGGCUGGAAACGCAAGCAAGGAUCUCAAGGUGAAGCGUAUAACUCCCCGACAUCUACAGCUCGCCAUUCGUGGGGACGAAGAACUCGAUACUCUCAUCAAAGGAACCAUAGCCGGUGGAGGUGUGAUCCCCCACAUUCACAAGUCCCUCAUCAACAAAUCCUCCAAAGAGUGAGUUACUGUAAAUAUCUUAGAUGAAUCUCUGUGUCCUGUUAUUGUUAACCCGGUGAGAUACCUGGAAGAAUAGCUUGUUGCUUGUACAUAGAAGUUUCUGUCACCUUUCUUGAGCAGAUGUUAUUAAGCACAUGCUUUACAGAGUCCCGCUUGCUCUUAUGCUAAUGCAGACAAAAGCCAUGAA